This is a messenger RNA of Megalobrama amblycephala (Wuchang bream), 2533 nucleotides long. RefSeq lists its product as uncharacterized. The transcript has 4 exons. NCBI's taxonomy places the organism in Eukaryota, Metazoa, Chordata, Actinopteri, Cypriniformes, Xenocyprididae. Bases 157 to 1080 code for a protein of 307 amino acids. The record is from RefSeq and is a predicted model, not a curated record.
CUGAAUUACAUCGGAUCGAUUACUCUUAUGGUGUUGAAACAUAAGUAAUCAAAUCAUAAUAUAUCCCUAUAUUAAAAAUUAUAAUAAGGCUAUUGAAGCACGUGUUAUUCGUGUUUUAUUUAAACUGCAAUAUUUGAAUGAAAUCUGUAGGCUAUAAUGCCUGAUGAAGGGGAGGAGAAUAUCCGCGCGCGCGUCGGUGUUGCAUGUAGGCUACUUUCACAUUUAAAGAGUGAAUCAAACGGUGGAGAGCUGACACUGAAAACACUGAAAACACUGAACACCUCAAAGAAUCGACUGCUGCUGAAAAUGAACGAAAACUCAAAAAAACUCACUUGGUCCGACAAAGACGUCAAAGUGGUGCAAAAACCAAGCGAUCUCGAUGAAUGUGACGAUGACCCUGAUGUUUUAAGAGCUGAGAUGUCUUGCGGUCAUGUCACAGAUCCGCUCUCACUGACAGACUGCUGCAAAGCUCAACUAUCAGCUGGAGAAAUGGUAUUUAAGUGUCCACUCUGUGAGAAACAAUGGCCAUAUGAUGAAGUCCGAAAAUCUGCCAAACUAACAAAUGAUGAGCGAAUAGGUUUUGAGGAUAAGCUUGGAACAAAUGCUACUAUGAAAUCAGUUGACAGCAUAAAGGAUUGUCCUGGCUGUGGCACUUUCAUUCAGAGGUUGCACACUACCAAUCUCGCCGUAGAAUGCUUACUCUGCACAGAGAGGACCGGGAAAACCUAUGAAUUCUGCUGGAAGUGUCAGAGAGAGUGGAAAGGGCCUCGACCUCGUGACGAUCAGUGUGAAAAUGUGGGUUGCAACAUCAAGGACCGGGAACUACUUAAAGACUGUUCAAUGGUCACUUUAAAAUCUGUGCAAAAUGUCCAGUGUCCAGCGAUUCGUGCCUGCCCAUUUUGUGGUGUGCUGAUUGAACACCUUCAAAUUGGAUGUAAAAUUAUGACAUGCCAGAAAUGUAAAAAAGCGUUUUGCUUUGUCUGUCUUAAACCUGCUCAAGAGUGCCUAAAAACAUCCACUCAUUAUGUGUUAUGCUCAGCUGGAGUCGCUCCGAAGCAAGUAGAAGUUCCAAGAUUGUGAGCAGAUGUGCUGUAAAUUAUGCAGAAAUUACGUUUAUGUACAAAUAAUCUAGCAUAUUGUGCAAUGCAUACAUAUUCCGAGAGUGAUCUUAAAUGAUUUACAAUUUAUUUCUUUAUUUGAGAAAUAGCGCAACUUUAAAAAUAAUGCAAUGUAAUCAUGAAUAUAUAUUAGCAAACACAGUUCGUUUAAUCUGUUUUAACUAGGGCUGGGCAAAAUGGCUAUGAAAAAAAAUCUCAAUAUUUUUAUAAUUGAUGUAUAAAUAUGUAUUUGCUCUGAAAUGGCAUAAAAGCUCAAUUAUCGGAGGAACCAUAAUUUCAACCCAACUUCCUUUGUGAUCAAGUUCAAAAUGUUUAAUGGCUGAAAUAAUUGAAAAUAACGAUUAAUAAAUGAAUUAAUUAUUGAAUAAAACAGUUUUAUAAAUAAUCACAAGAAAGAAUUCUCACAACUACGCUGUAAUAAAAAAUUAACAUUUUUGUUUUACAUAUAUUUUCUACUAAACAUUUUCUGAAAUGAACAGGACAUGCUAUAAUGAAGAUCCACUGAUGGUAAGUCGAGUUGAGAACCCAUGCAGUUUAUUUGAUAAAAGAUUGCUUACACAACAUUUGGCUCCUAAACUCUGGAACUCUGGAUGCCCAUCCCGAGGUGACUAGAGAGGACAUCAGCUCCAGUUGGAUCCAGCCUCUUAUGAAGACUUCAGAUACCUGUGAAGUCUUCAUAAGCUCCAAAUUCGAUGAGCUCAUUGUUUCUACCUUAAAUUCUUUUAAUAACAGUGACUGUAAAUUAAAUUGCCUAAAUUAUUACAUUGUUAGCUAACUGCAUGAUUAUACAUUUCUGAAAUGACAUAAUUUGGGCACAGUCAACUCUGAUAACAGAUCACUAUAAUGUUGACUGCUGCUUUGAAACGAUAUGUAUUGUGAAAAGCGCUAUACAAAUAAAUGUGAAUUGAACUGAAUCAACUUGAUACAAAAAUAAACAGAACUAAAACAGUGUCAUUGAUUCAUGUUCAUGUCUUUUAUUUUGAAAAUUGUCUUGGUCUUGUUUCCUGGUUUGUCAUGUGAUUCACUUGUUCUCAUGUGAUCAUGUCAUGUGCUCCCCGUGUGAAUGUGUCAUGUUCUUAUUGGUUGGUCUAGUCAUGUGUCCUGUUUUCUCAUUGGUUCAUGGUUUAAUUAUUCACAGGUGUUUCUUGUUAGUCGUCAUUAGUCUCUGUGUAUGACUCUGUCCCAAAUGGCACACUUCAUAUGCAAUUACGAUCUUGUGAACUUACAAUGGCUGUCACGUGUGUGAGAGAAUCCAUGAGACCGUAGACUGUCCCAUUUGUGUUUAGGGUGCCACUUGGGAAAGAGCCAUACUUAUAAGUUACCUUUUAUAUUAUUUUAGUACUUUAAGAAUAUUUAGGUAUUAUUUUUUAGACUUGAAAUAGCCUAUACAUUUAACUGUACUUUAACUCUUUCUU